Messenger RNA from Fusarium verticillioides 7600, 765 nucleotides. RefSeq lists its product as hypothetical. NCBI's taxonomy places the organism in Eukaryota, Fungi, Ascomycota, Sordariomycetes, Hypocreales, Nectriaceae. The record is from RefSeq and is a predicted model, not a curated record. Bases 478 to 765 code for a protein of 95 amino acids. The transcript has a single exon.
CAGAAAACGACGACAGGACACCAACACAAAAUAUUAAUCAAUCCUAGAACUAUUCCAAGUCGCGAAUAACCUCCAGCGCACACGAUCCAUCGAUAGCAUCACCCGAACGAUCAUCUUUCAGCCGCGUCCAUCUGUUUCUGUACGCGAUUUCUAUUCGCCAAUCGUCAAUCGUCAAUUCGACAGCGUGGCAGCCUCGCCAUGGCGACGUAGGAACAUCCCAACCAGUCAUCCAUGUCCACCUGCGCCGUCCUCCUCGCGCGACAACGAACGUCCUCCAUCGCCUCAACAGCGUCAUAGAUCUAUAUCAGUUGAGGACAACAUCUGUCUGUACUCAGUUGCGCUCCCGCCGCGUCGACUACCUGGUUCAAGACAAGCGACCCGCACUGCAAUUGCUUUGUGGUCUCCCCUCGCGCCGAAACUUCGAGGCGUCGUGUUGUCGCAGAAUCUUCAUUCUCCCCUCAUCACAACACCAUCGCCAUGGAUCUCCGCUCAGUUCUUAAUACAUCUGACGGCGGCGAUCGCGCUCCGGCCAAACCUGCGCCGAAACCGCAACCGCCGCCGCAGCUACAUCAACAGCAGCAGCAACCUCACCCCCAGCAGAUACAGCGACCAUCGCAGAGUCCGGCCCAAGCACCCGCUCCUCCUCCGUACUAUCGAGAGUACGCCGCCCAUCCACCGCAGCACCCUUCACCAGGCAAACCGAUGCACAAGAAUAUCUUCCGCAUGUUGGCCAUCCCCAUCAACGUCAGUCACGACCACGUGUGA